AUGUCUCGCUAUUUGGAAUCACUUUAUGGCAGUGAUGACGAGGAUGACGACUACAGUGGCUCCGAAGAGGAAGCCAUGACUUUAGAGGAACAGCGAAAAUUAUUUUAUGGUAAUGAUGAAGAUGACCAAGAAGAGGGACAAGAUGAUGAUGUAGAAGAAGAUACCAUCGAUCAAUUGCAGCAACAAUUCCGAUCCACCAGUGCUCUCCGUUCAAAAACUAAAAUUGAAGUACCAAAGCAAAAAAAGCAAGAACCAGAGAAGGUGAUUGUUUAUGUUGAACAAAAGGGAAAGGAAGAACGGAAUUGGGAUCAAACUUAUGAAUCCUUGUCUAAAAGAAAGAUUCGUUUGAAGAGAUUCCAAAUGAGAGAUUUGGAAGCCCACAAAUUACACUACGACAAAAUUGAUUAUCCAACCAGUUUUGAAAAAACUGCUGAAGAAGGUGAAAGUUCUGACAGCGAAAAUGAAGAUGACGAAGACCAUGAUGGUGAAACAUCCUCAAAGAAAUCAAAGAAAAAGAGCACAAAAGUUUUUCAGCAAAAACUUGUGAAGCAAAGCAUUGAUCUAUCUCUUUCAAAGAUGGCAGGAUGUAUUGCAGGAGGUAAUUUGAUAGUGUUAUCCGGAGGCUCAAAAGAUGGUAAAUUAUAUUCUCAAUUAGUUGCGUAUGAUACCAAGAAUGAAAGAUGGAUUGAUCUGAAAGAAAGAAUGUUUGAACAACAAACUCUGUUGAAAGAUUCGGGUCUUAAUACUCAAUUUUUGUUUCCUCCUCCAAUGUCAUGCCAUGCACUAACAGUACUUGGUGAAGCAUUGAUUUGGUACGAUUGUAGAAGAACGGCUUUAGCUUUGAGAUUCUUUAUGGACCUUACAAAACAAAAAUGGAGACCAAGAAAAGUAGAUGAUACAGAGAUGAUGCCUAAAUGGCUAAAAAUUGACAUUAACGACGACGGAAUUAUCAAAGAAACCCAAAACCACGGCUCAUGUUUGAAAGAAAAUGGGUUUUGGAUUUUUGGUGGCCGAGACGUCAAUUCUAAUAUGGUCAUGAACCAGUUGAUUCGUUGUGAAUUUGAAAAGGAGAGGUAUAAUUACUAUAACAGACAAAAUUAUUCUGAUGACCGUGUGGGAUAUCAUAUGACAAGAACACUCAUUACCACUAAAAACGGAGCACCACUACCCAGAGAAAAUCAUGCUCAAUGUGUGGUAGACCACAACUUGUACAUUUUUGGAGGCAAUUAUACCUCAAAGGAUAGAUUGUUGAACGACCUACAUGUAUACAAUCCCACGACUAACAAAUGGUCAGAAAUUGAUAUGACAUAUAUUCCUCCACCAAUGAGGGAACAUUCUUUUAGUGCGGUUGACAACAAGUACGUUUAUCUUGUUGGAGGAAUUCUUGAGAACAAUGUAGUGAGCGAUGUACUAUAUCGAUUAGAGCCCAAAACCAAGAAUUUCUUCGUCGUAAAUCCAGGAGGACCUUCAACACACGUUUUACUCGGUAAUGGCUCUGUAACGCCCAAAGAUUUACAACAACCUCGUGCUUCACAUUUGGCGGUAAGCGAUGCUUCGCAUGUUUAUAUUUUUGGUGGACUUUCUGAUGUAUCAAAGAGAACAUUUUGCAACUAUGGAGUGGUGCUUAAAGAGAUUCUCGAUGUGGGUGUUGAGAACAGCUCUUACCAUUAUUUGAUGAACGAAUUCACAAAACAACGUAACGGAGAAUUGACGGGUUACGAUGUAAUUUUGAGAGUUGCUGAUAGAACAUCUGGAGAAAGCGAAUAUGUAUACGGCCACAAGUGUUUGCUAUCGUCUCGAUCUACUUACUUUAAAGAACUUUUCAAAAAUUCUACAGGUGAAAUUGUGGAUGAAAAAGAAUUAUUUGAAAUUAAGGAUUAUCACUUGGAUAGUUUAUCCAUUUAUGUUCGAUUUUUAUACUGCGGGGAUAUUGUCAUUCCUGAAGACUUGUCCAACCAAUUGGAGACUCUUCAGGAUUUGUUGACAAUUUCCAAGCCUGAUUGUGAAAGACAGGGAAUUAUUACAGAUAUCUGUAGCGAAAAACGACUGUUUUUAGACAGUUCCACCUCUGUGUUAAAUCAAUUGAAGUCUGAUUUUGGAAAUCUUUAUACACAAAUUGAACAGACGAUGGACAACUUUAUUCCUGAGCCUUGUCAUGAGAACCAUUACGCAGAUGUCACUAUCCAAAUUUUAGAUCCAAACACUGAUGAAGUGAUCCACCAGUUACGAGCUCACAAAUUAUUCCUAUGCAAAUCGAACUACAUUCAAACAGUUUUCCAAUCAAACAUGGAAGAGUCAGCCACAGGUAUUAUCAAAUUUUCAGAAAUUUCUCUUAAUGGGUUGCUUUGUGUCUUGCGAUACCUCUACACCAACGACAUUUUAAUUCCUCUCGAAAACUCUGUAGAAGUUUUCAUUGCCUCUCUGCUCUUCCAAUUGAAUGAGUUGGCAAACUAUGCCAGAACCAUUGUUUGUCAACACAUUACUAUGGAAAAUGUCAUUGAUAUUACCUUUUUGGUGGAUGUCUAUAACGACUUGGCUCUGAAAAACAAUUGUAUUCGAUGUCUUGUACAACAUUAUGAAACUCUUUCCAAACAUGAUGUUUUUGAAACCUUACCUGUUGAAAUCAAAGGUGAAGUGAAAACUCGUUACUUUGAACAAGUGAAAAAGCUCACCAAAAUGAAAGCCAAAGAAAGAAUGAAGAAUGCCAACAAACACAAGCAGUAA
This is a messenger RNA of Naegleria lovaniensis, 2724 nucleotides long. RefSeq lists its product as uncharacterized. The coding region runs from base 1 to 2724 and encodes 907 amino acids. The transcript has a single exon. The record is from RefSeq and is a predicted model, not a curated record. NCBI's taxonomy places the organism in Eukaryota, Heterolobosea, Eutetramitea, Acrasida, Naegleriidae. Gene Ontology annotation, molecular function: protein binding.